UACGCCUGUGUGUUCCUCAAGGUAUCACAUUUUCUGUCUAUAUAUUCUCAAAGAAAACCUCCUCUUUUGUCACAAAGCACAAGGCUUUUAGCAGUUUUCUCCCUUCUCUAAGUCUCCAUUCCUUCUAAAACUAGCUUGUUACCUUACCUGCAAGAGAUACAGAGAGAGAUGGGUCUAUCUAUGAGAUUCCUAGUGUUUUUUUCAGUUCUUGCUCUCUCUCCUCUCUGUUUUGCACAUCCUCAACCAAAUGGAUAUCUCUACCCACAGUUUUAUGACUACUCAUGCCCCAGAGCGCAAGAGAUUGUGAAGUCUAUUGUUGCAAAAGCUUUUGCAAGGGAAGCAAGAAUGGCUGCUUCUCUGCUUCGGCUUCACUUCCAUGACUGCUUUGUCAAGGGCUGUGAUGCAUCCGUUCUUCUGGACAGCACUGGGACUUUCCUAAGUGAGAAGCGGUCCAACCCGAACCGGAAUUCGGCAAGAGGGUUCGAGGUCAUUGAUGAGAUCAAGUCUGCAUUGGAGGAGGAAUGCCCACUUACAGUGUCCUGUGCAGACAUCCUAGCCCUUGCAGCAAGAGAUUCUACAGUGCUGACUGGUGGUCCUAGCUGGGAGGUUCUACUGGGGAGGAGAGACUCACUGGGGCCAAGCUUAAGUGGCUCCAACAACAACAUUCCAGCUCCCAACAACACACUUCCCACCAUUAUCACCAAGUUUAAGCUCCAAGGCCUUGACCUUGUCGAUCUGGUCGCCCUCUCUGGCAGCCACACAAUCGGGCAAUCUCGAUGCACCAGCUUCCGCCAGAGGCUCUACAACCAGACUGGCAAUGGCCUCCCUGAUGGUACACUCGAUGCAGCCUAUGCCGCCCAGCUGCGGACCCGAUGCCCGCGGUCAGGUGGUGACCAGAACCUCUUCCCAUUGGACUUUGUGAGCCCCAUCAAGUUUGAUAACAACUACUACAAGAACCUCAUGGCUUGGAAGGGCCUCCUCAGCUCCGAUGAGGUCCUCUUCACCGACAGUGCUGCAACCAUGCAGCUGGUGAAGCUGUAUGCAGAGAACAAUGAGCUCUUCUUCGAGCAAUUUGCGAAGUCCAUGGUGAAGAUGGGCAACAUCUCCCCUCUCACUGGGUUAUGGGGAGAGAUAAGGAAGAACUGCAGGAAGAUUAACCAUUAAGUAAUAGUCCAUGUGGGAAUUGUCUUGUUCUUCCUUUCAUUGUAGCUUGUUCUGUUUUAUGCGUGUGAGCUGCAUGCUGUUGUUGUUGGUUCACUUCUCGUAGUGGCAUAUCUUCGUUAGUGAAGCUUUCAACACGAUCAAUAAAUUUGGACUUUAAAAACAA
Elaeis guineensis (African oil palm) is the source of this 1327-nucleotide messenger RNA. RefSeq names its product peroxidase 72. The record is from RefSeq and is a predicted model, not a curated record. NCBI's taxonomy places the organism in Eukaryota, Viridiplantae, Streptophyta, Magnoliopsida, Arecales, Arecaceae. Gene Ontology annotation, biological process: hydrogen peroxide catabolic process; response to oxidative stress. Gene Ontology annotation, molecular function: heme binding; peroxidase activity.